Molecule: messenger RNA, 443 nt
Organism: Staurois parvus
Lineage: Eukaryota; Metazoa; Chordata; Amphibia; Anura; Ranidae
Source: the annotation of a GenBank genome assembly
AUGAUUGGGAGAAGAUUGGAACACAUGAAUCACAUGAUGUAGAGGGGAUUGGAACACCUGAAUCACAUGCUAUGGAGGGGAUUGGAACACCUGAAUCACAUGAUUGGGAGGGGAUUGGAACACCUGAAUCACAUGAUAUGGAGGGGAUUGGAACACCUGAAUCACAUGAUUGGGAGGGGAUUGGAACACCUGAAUCACAUGAUAUGGAGGGGAUUGGAGCACCUUAAUCACAUGAUUGGGAGGGGAUUGGAACACCUGAAUCACAUGAUGUAGAGGGGAUUGGAACACCUGAAUCACAUGAUAUGGAGGGGAUUGGAACACCUGAAUCACAUGAUUGGGAGGGGAUUGGAACACCUGAAUCACAUGAUUGGGGAGGGGAUUGGAACACCUGAAUCACAUGAUUGGGAGGGGAUUGGAACACCUGAUUCACAUGAUUGGGAGGG